UAGUUACCAUGCUCCUCUGGGACCAAGGCAAAUUUACGAACACGCCUAUUUCUGCCUACUCUUUGCUCGCCUAGCUACCCUCUACUAUAAAUAUAUAUAGGGAAAGCUUGUCCCCCCGCCCGCUAAACUCACCCUCGGCUUUCCCCUUUCGGUCUACAUAAGAGCUUUCAGGUGUUUUUAUCCCCUUAGUCAGUUGGAUUCCUUGGAAAGUUGUUAGUCUGACAGCCUUGGCCUGACCCAAGAUCCGGGAAGAGCUCUCUCUGCGAGUGGGAAACCUUUUUCCCUUCACCUCUUUCCCUCAAGGGAACUAGGUAGACUAUUUUCGUGAGAUUCAGCUUGUCUAUUGAAGGUCUUGCUAUUGUAACUUUAGCGUUCUUGACUUUGGUUCGAGUUCAGAUCGCCUGGCACUUCCUAGUUUGACCGUCGAUACAACCACAUUUAAUGUAUGCACCCUAAUACAUACACAAUUCAAAAUCUCUAUCUUAAACUCGGUCCUCAUGUCGUUGAAACACUUUGCUGGGCGUCUCCCCUCUGCUUGGAGACGCAGGUAUUCUAUCUCGCCAUCAUUAAAGAGGCCUGUCACCGAAAAUGGAUCGGCUGCCGGACGAGGGUGGUCUAAUGCGGCAGACAACAACCCGAAAUGGUCAGGCCGCUCUGUGUUCGCCCUGUCGGCCACUGCUGGUUUUUUAGGAUUCGGACUUGCUACGGCGUCGCUACAAGGGCCCCCGAAGCGUGCCGUCACACUUCUUGAUAGUAAGAUGCCGACUCCCCAGUACGCAUCCUUGGUCGAAAUGGAAGAUGCAUUAGAUGAAAUUCGUCGUGAGAUCUCCAAAAAGGGCGGAGAGGACAUCAUCAGUACAGAUCCGGAAGAUCUUCUUGCGCACGGGUAUUCUGAAUGGUCGACUGUAAACCCCGAUGGGCUACCAGUUGCCGUUGCGUAUCCGCGUUCAACAGAACAGGUCUCGAUUAUUGCCAGUAUCUGCCAUAAGUACCGGAUACCUAUCAUCCCCUAUUCCGGAGGGUCUAGUUUGGAAGGAAACUUCUCGGCCCCUUAUGGUGGCAUCAGUGUCGAUUUCGCGUACAUGGACCAGAUAAUCCAGUUCAACAAGGACGAUAUGGAUAUUGUGGUUCAGCCGAGCAUUGGCUGGCAAGAUCUCAACGAAAAACUGAGCAGAAUGGGGAGUGGGCUCUUCUUUCCUAUUGACCCUGGUCCAAGCGCCAAGAUCGGCGGUAUGAUUGGUACCAACUGUUCUGGCACGAAUGCAGUUAGAUACGGAACCAUGAAAGAUUGGAUCAUCAACUUAACUGUCGUUCUAGCAGAUGGAACGGUAAUUAAGACGCGGAGACGUCCGAGGAAGAGUUCCGCGGGAUACAACCUCAACGGCAUAUUUGUGGGCUCCGAGGGAACUCUAGGUCUGGUUACUGAGGCUACUCUAAAACUUGCUAUUGUUCCGGAGGAGUUCUCUGUCGCCGUGGUUACAUUCCCCACAAUUCGCGACGCUGCCUCAGCCGCAGCUGGGGUUAUGCAGGCCGGAGUUCCCGUCGCAGCUAUGGAACUCAUGGACGAAGUGCAGAUGAAGGUCGUCAAUAUAGGGGGAGCAACCGCACCGCGCGUAUGGAAGGAAAUGCCGACGCUGUUUUUCAAGUUCUCGGGGACGAAGGCGGGCGUGAAGGAGAACAUCAGUCGCGUCCAAGCUAUCGCUAAAAAUAACAAGGGCAGCAAUUUCGAAUUCGCUAAAGAUGCCCGAGAACAGAAACUUCUGUGGUCGGCGAGGAAGGAAUCUUUGUGGUCGAUGCUGGCUCUGAGGAAAAAUAACGAGGAAGUUUGGUCAACAGAUGUCGCUGUCCCAUUCAGCAGGCUAGCGGAUAUCAUCGAGAUCAGCAAAAAGGAGAUGGACGAGCUAGGGCUUUUCGCUAGCAUCUUAGGGCACAUCGGAGACGGCAACUUCCACGAGAGCAUCAUGUACAACCGGAAAGAUAAAGACGAACUUGAAAAGGUCGAGAAGUGCGUUAAGAACAUGGUCAAGCGAGCAUUAGAAAUGGAAGGGACAUGCACGGGAGAGCAUUCCAUUGGCUGGGGUAAGAAGGAGUCACUUCUGUUGGAGGUUGGCCCGGAUACUUUGGCCGUCAUGAAACAGAUUAAAUCGGCACUCGAUCCUCUGUGGAUUAUGAAUCCUGGGAAGAUUAUGGAUAUUCCAUGAUCAGUUCCUCGCUUCCUGUCGGCCCUGGCUUCGCGCCUACCGCCCCUCACCCCUCCUGAACUUCAGGUAUCAACAGGCAUGGUGCGAUCAACAAAGCUAUGAGCUCACUGGAUUAGAAAAGUGCGCAUCA
Molecule: messenger RNA, 2331 nt
Organism: Annulohypoxylon maeteangense
Lineage: Eukaryota; Fungi; Ascomycota; Sordariomycetes; Xylariales; Hypoxylaceae
Product: FAD-linked oxidase-like protein
Exons: 5
Coding region: 498-2201 (567 amino acids)
Biological process (GO): lactate catabolic process
Cellular component (GO): mitochondrion
Molecular function (GO): D-lactate dehydrogenase (cytochrome) activity; D-lactate dehydrogenase (NAD+) activity; FAD binding
Source: RefSeq, a predicted model, not a curated record